Molecule: messenger RNA, 2262 nt
Organism: Rhizophagus irregularis DAOM 181602=DAOM 197198
Lineage: Eukaryota; Fungi; Glomeromycota; Glomeromycetes; Glomerales; Glomeraceae
Source: RefSeq, a predicted model, not a curated record
ACAAAUCAUUUCUUUGAAUUAAACAAUUCUUUUAAUUCUUUUUUUCAAAUAAUCAUUAUUUUUUUUUUAAUAUUUAAAUAUUUAUUUAAAAUAAUGUCUGAAUAUUCUGAAAUUUUUCAACCUUUUGUUGAUUUAUUCACUCAAUCACAGAUACAUACUAUUCUUUUAGCAUGGCUUCCAAUAAAAUUUAGUCCUUAUAUGACCGGAAUAAUGGCAGUUGAUAUGUUUAUAACAAGUGCCAUUGCAUCCGGAAUUUCUGCUUUUGUUCUCGCAUUACAUAAAUUUAUUACAACCUUUACUUUUGGUAAUCCUUUUAAAAAGGAUGGUAGUGUCACGGUUCAAGUUGAAUAUUAUACUGAAGGAACUUAUGGUGAUUUGUAUGCUAGUAUAUUUUAUGAAGCCUUAUCUUGGUUAAUUUCUCAACAAACAAAACAUUUAGAAAAAGGUUCUUUUAUUAUACAACAUGCAACUUCAAGUCAUAAUGAUGAUGAUGAUGAUGAUUGUGCUCCUCCAAAAUUUAAUAUACUUCCAGAAAAAGAUCAACAAAUUACGAUUGAAUAUAAGGAAAAAAAAUUUGAAGUUUCAUUUAAUAUGCCCGCCGAUCAAGAAAAGAAAGAUGAAAAUAAUAAUAAUAGAAGUUAUAGCAGAAAUAAACCAAAACCUUCAAUUUUUAUAACAAUUGUUGAAGAGUCAGCUACAAAUGUUGAAGCUAUGAACGAUUUUUUAAAUGAAGUUACAAGAUCUUAUUUGGAAAGUCAGAAAAAAGAUAAAGUUCGUUCAAGGUAUGAACGUAAUGGUUCUUAUUGGUAUCACGUGCAAUCAUUAUCUUCAAUUAGAGGUUUAGACACCGUAGCAUUAGAUGAAACUUAUGAAAAAUUAUUGAAAAAAGAAUUAGAAACAUUCGUAAAUGAUAAAGAAUUUUAUCAAAGAAUUGGAAUGCCUUAUCGACGUGGUAUUUUAUUAUAUGGAAAACCUGGAACGGGAAAAACUAGUUUAAUAAAUGCAAUUUCAUCACAAUUAGCUCGUGAUAUUUAUUAUUUAAAUCUUAAAACCAUUUCGGAUGAUAAUGAAUUAAGUGCCGCAUUUAGUUCGGUUCCUGCUAAUCAAAUUAUUGUGCUUGAAGAUGUUGAUACUCAAUCAAAAGUUCUUCAUAAAAGAACAAGAAAAGAUUAUUCAUUAAUAACUGCCAUAGAGUCUACUGGUAACAAAGAAGAAAUUGGUCCAAGUGUGCCAUCAGGUUUUUCAAAAUUUAGUUUAUCAACUUUCUUAGGAUGUUUAGAUGGUAAUAUUUUAUCCGAAGGAAUUAUCAUUAUAAUGACAACAAAUCACGUUGAACAUCUUGAUCCUGCUUGUGUUCGUCCUGGUCGUAUGGAUGUACAUCUUGAUCUUGGUUAUUGUACUCAUUAUCAAAUUAGAAAAAUGUAUAAAAGUGUUGCUGAAAAUCCCGAAGCUGAAUUCCCUAAAGAGAUUCUUGAAAAAAUUCCUGAAGGAUUAUUACCUCCUUGUGAAGUUAUGAUGACUAUGGUCUUGUAUCGUAAUGAAAUUGAACUUAUUCCAGAAAAAAUUUAUGAAUUAGUUGCAAAAUACAAAAAUAUGAAACCUGAAGAUAUUGCAAAACAAAUGGAAGAAGAAGCCAAACGUCUUAGUGAAAUACCCGAAUCGGAAGAGAAGAAGGAAGAAGCUAAAAAUGAAAAUAAAGAGGAAGUUAAAGAUGAAAAUAAAGAGGAAAUCAAAGAAGAAAACAAAGAAGUUAAAGAAGAAGUCAAAGACGAAAACAAGAAGAAAGAAGAAAUUAAGGAUGAAAACAAAGACGAAAACAAAAUAGAAGCUAAUAAAGAGGAAAAGAAAGAAGAAGAAAUAAUAAAGAAGGAAGAAGAAAUUAAGAAAGAGGAAGAAAUAAUAAAGAAAGAAGAAAUUAAGAAAGAGAAAACAAUAAAAUCUGAAGAAAAUAAGAAUGAAGUAACAAGUGAAGAAGAUAGUGAUAGCACAGAUGUAGAAGUCGAAAAUGAUAAGAUAAAAAGCCUUAAAGUUGUAGAAACAUUAAAAAAUACACCACAAGUUUCAACAAUAACUAUUUAAUUAACUAUAAUAGAAUUUAAAAAAAACUUUAUCGAAUUUUUAUUUAACAUCUUAGCCAUUUUUAUCCAUGUAUAUUUUUAUAUGCCUUUUUUUUUUCAUCUGUAAUAAAAUGCAUUGAAAUAUUUAUUGUAUAAUGAAACUAAUAAUAAAAUGAUAUUAGUACAAUAUAAAAAUAACCUUUCU